GAAUCGACGACAUGGAGUUGUGCAGCGCUGCAUGCAGUGCAUCCACGGGUGCUGCGCGCUGGCAGCGUGGUACCAGCGUGUACGCGUAUGGUGCUGGCCGGCGCCUGCUGAUUGUCGACACACAGGAGGCCCGAGAACCUCGCGUCGUCGCAGCUCUGCUGGGCCACACCGAUCGCAUCAACUGUGUGGCCUGGUUGCCAAAUACAGACAUUGUUUUGAGUGGCGCCACCGACGCCACCCUACGAAUCUGGGCCAAGAAUCCGGAUACGGAAUUGUACGGCUGUAUCGCAGUUCUUGAAGGCCAUACACGCUCCGUUGUGGCCGUCACCGCCCUGCAGCUUCACGAUGGCAGCCAUCUAGUGGCUAGCGCCUCAGCCGAUCAUACCGUGCGACUGUGGCAUGGUGCUUCAUCAUCCUCAUGGGCCCCCGUGCAGACAAUUGAGUGUGGCCGUCACUUUGCCCUGUGCCUCGCGCUUGACUAUCUGCCCGGCGAAACCUCAGCUGUCAUCUUGGCUGCCGGUCUCUCCAAUGCCAAGUUGCAUCUCUAUGCAGGAGCGACGCCCACCGCUGACAACACGUUCAACUUGGCAGAGGUGGACAUUGUGGCUGGACACGAUGACUGGAUUCGGGCCCUGGCCUUCACACGGCGUGGCGAUGAAUUGCUCUUGGCCAGCGGCGCUCAAGAUAGCUACAUUCGCCUCUGGAGCAUCGCCACGACCCAGAGCACAAUGCUUGUCAAUCAAGACGACUUUAAUGCCUUGCUCGAGUCCUCGGAACGCCGUUUUACCGUUGCUGAACAACUGACCUUUCGCCUGCGCCUCGAGGCAUUGCUGAUCGGACACGAUGGGCAAGUCUAUGGCCUGGAUUGGUCUUACGCCUCUGAUGAGGACAUAACGCUCCUUUCUGCCAGCGCCGACAAGACCAUGAUGCUCUGGAAAUACGACAAGAAGGCUGAUGUCUGGUUGGACGAAGCCCGGCUGGGAGAAGUGGGUGGCAACACCUUGGGCUUCUUUGGGUGCUGCUUUGGUGCCAACGACAACGAAGUGCUUAGUCAUGGCUAUCAAGGCGCUUUUCACUUUUGGCGACGCUCAGAAACCGGAAAGGCUUGGCAACCACAAACUGUGCUGAGUGGUCAUUUUGCCGCGGUACGAGAUGUGGCGUGGUCUCCCGACGGCCGCUUUGUCUUGAGUGUUAGUGAGGAUCAAUCCGUGCGCCUCUUUGCACAAGCGACUGGCCAUGCCGGCUGGCAUGAGCUUGCUCGACCCCAGGUACACGGCUACAACAUGCGCUGUUUGGCCUUCACUGGCGACCUUGCCUUUGUCUCGGGCGCCGACGAGAAGGUAUUGCGGGCGUUUGAGGCACCAGCCACGUUUGUGUCUAGCUUUGCCAACGUCAACGGACAUCAGUAUCCCGAGCGGGCCGAACGGCCGUUUGGCGCCAGUGUUCCAGCCUUGGGCCUGUCCAACAAGGCCAUUUCGUCCGACGAACAUAAUGCCACUGUUCAGGAGGAACAGCUGGGCUAUCGUGCAACACCCCCAUUGGAAGAAGACUUGAUCCAAAAUACACUUUGGCCAGAGAGCGCGAAGCUGUACGGUCAUGGCUACGAAAUUCUGGCCGUGGGCGCUGCAAGGACGCAGCGUGUGCUCGCUACCACGUGCAAGUUGGGUCGCUUGGCGGGACACACGCUCAGCGUCGUCAAGUUGGCUUUUAGCCAUAACGAGGCAUAUCUUGCCUCGGUGUCGCGUGAUCGCUCCAUUUGCCUACAUCGCCGCACACCCGACGCUGAGCAGCCAUACGGUGACACCAAUGUUUUUCCCAAAGCCCACGACCGCAUCAUCUGGUUUGUGCAAAUCGAUCAAGGUUUGGUUGGCUGCCGACGGCCAGCUGACACUUGCAACUGCAUUGCGCAAGCUACACAGCAGCGUCACCUCGGUUGCCUGUCAUCGACGUCCGACUACCUCUGCUGCGCCAUGAAGUUGCUGAAACCACAUCGAGCUGCCAGACAGACCAAAGCAACCCAUGAGGUGCAACAGUUGAACAUGAUUAACAUGUCAAUCGCAGGAACACACCUCGACCACCUCACGAGCACAAACAAACGAUUCAUGUUUGACACGGCAGAGGCACGACCGCGUGCUCUCUCUCUCUCUCUCUCAAACUCUCUCUCUCAAACUCUCUCUCUCUCUCUCAAACUCUUUUUCCAACGCACGACGGGAGGCUGGUGA
This is a messenger RNA of Monosiga brevicollis MX1, 2222 nucleotides long. RefSeq lists its product as uncharacterized. Gene Ontology annotation, molecular function: protein binding. Gene Ontology annotation, cellular component: elongator holoenzyme complex. The record is from RefSeq and is a predicted model, not a curated record. NCBI's taxonomy places the organism in Eukaryota, Choanoflagellata, Craspedida, Salpingoecidae. The transcript is spliced from 19 exons. Bases 12 to 2222 code for a protein of 736 amino acids. Gene Ontology annotation, biological process: tRNA wobble uridine modification.